Molecule: messenger RNA, 1424 nt
Organism: Epinephelus moara (kelp grouper)
Lineage: Eukaryota; Metazoa; Chordata; Actinopteri; Perciformes; Serranidae
Product: transmembrane protein 233-like
Exons: 3
Coding region: 46-378 (110 amino acids)
Cellular component (GO): membrane
Source: RefSeq, a predicted model, not a curated record
GGUGUUUUUCACCCCCCUGACUGUGUUUAAUUUCUGUCAGGUACAAUGGCUCUUGGAGUGCUUAAUUCGCAAGUUAAAAAUUCCCUGAGUGGGAGUGCAUUUUUCGACCGCGGUUCUAUAGCGGAACAGGAACCUCCGCCUCCACUCCGCAGCUACCUUUGUUUGACUAUUUUCACCUGCUUUUGUCCUGCAUACCCUGUCAACAUUGUGGCCUUGGUCUUCUCUAUAAUGUCUAGGAACAGCUAUUAUCAGGGUGACUAUGAUGGGUCGAGGCGCCUGGGCAGGAACGCUCUCUAUGUCGCUGUUGCCUCCAUCAUUAUCGGCCUUGUCAUCAUCGCUGUCUCCUGCAUCGUUCAUUUUACCACUAUGGACUUUUAGUGCUGUGACAGUGGAGAGAGGGGGAGAAGAGAAAUAAGACAGUUGAACAGAAAACUGUGGAUGAUGAUGUCUGGAUGGGCUCAGGUGGUCGGUUCAAACGGUACCAUCUGCCAAUGAAAGGACUAUGACUCGCCUCAUGUUUACUUCAGUCUGUGCAUCACUUCCUCUCAUGUCUACUGCUCUUCAUAUGGACAAUCAGGGAUUAUAAAAUCAAGUGGGCGUGUACAUUUCGGUGUUUAAUGUCUAUGAUUCUUUGGAUUAAAAAGGCAGCUUUUGAUACAUGUUUAGAGAAUCCAGGGUGUACAGCAAGUUUUGUUAGGCUGUGACCCCAAUGUGAGAAAAGUAUUUAUUUUGUCUGUUGUUUUUUGCUCAAAACAUUGCUAGAUGACAGUAAACUGUGUAUAACUUAAUUAAAAUACCUAUCCAUAAAAAUAACAAAUUCUGUUAAUAAUUAUGUUACAAUGUUUUCAUGCUCUUUACCAGUAACAGCAAACUCCUUUGCUCUGAACUCAUUUCUACAUUAUUUUCUGCUGCACAUUGUGUCUAAGAAUUACUGUACACAAAAACCUGACUUUGGUUCAUUUUGUUUUAUGAUUCUUGUUCUAGUCAGCACAGUCAGGGGUUUUGCUGCUGUAGCCACACAUGGUCUGCUAUGACCAGUGGCUUAUGGUGGCCAGUGUUAGCAAACUUUAGUUAGAUAUUAGUGGUUUAGUUUAGUUUAGUUAGUUAUUGUUAUGUUUCUCCACUUGCGGUGUUGUUAUAGGUUUAAGUAGCGAGCCGUGAAGUGCCGUGGUUUACAGUGAUUUCAGAACAGCUAGGGGGCAUUGUUAAGCACAAUGUGGUGCAUCUUUGGUGUGAGCCAAAGAAGUUUACCCCCAUGGGUUAAGACAGGGGUCGGCAACUUGUACAAUAAAAAGGGCCAUUACUGGCCUAAAAAAAAAAAAAAAAAAAAAAAAAAAUCUUCUUUUCCUUUUUGGAUUUGGAAUCCAUAGCUAGCCUUGCUAGAGAGACUUCAGGUUAGCCACCGCUACAAGAGUUCCACAAAA